Molecule: messenger RNA, 3266 nt
Organism: Pygocentrus nattereri (red-bellied piranha)
Lineage: Eukaryota; Metazoa; Chordata; Actinopteri; Characiformes; Serrasalmidae
Exons: 5
Coding region: 484-1191 (235 amino acids)
Source: RefSeq, a predicted model, not a curated record
ACUCAAAUCCCCGCCGAGCCUUCGCCGCUGGGACGCGGUCGGCCUCCAAUGCAGCCCUUGAACAGGACACACGUGACCGCCACCCCGGAAAGACAGGAAGACCAGAAGACUGAUCUUGUUUUGGGAAUCCUGUGUGUCAUUUCGGGAAUCCUGUGUGUCGUUUUGGGAAUCCUGUGUGUUAUUUCGGGAAUCCUGUGUGUCGGUUCGGGAAUCCUGUGUGUGUGAGGACCUCAUGGACACACAGUCAGUCAUGAAGUCCAGUGUCCUGAUCUCUGGAUCCUGAUCCUGAUCAUUAUCUCUGUGUUCAGUACUGGGUCUGAAUCAGCUGUUGGUCCAUUGAAGGUGAAGCUGCAUGACUCUGCUACUCUGCCCUGCUCUGAGAGAUGCUCUGGUUUAGCGAGAUGGACUGUGUUCCACAAACGCAGUGACACUCUGGCUGAGUGUGAUCAGACUUCAUGUAGAUCAGUGAAGGAUGGAUAUCAGAUGAUCCAUGAUCAGUACCUGAAGGGGAAUCUCUCUCUCAUCAUCACUGACGCUGAUUUCAGUAAGAGAGGCUGGUACACGUGUGACUGUGCCAGCAAGGACGUCUGUGAUGUUCAUCUACAGAUUGAGCCCUUGAACACUACAGUUGAGAUGAUGGCCGGUGAAUCUCUGAUCCUAAGGGUGGACGUAUCAGAUCCAGUGGACGUGACUUAUAACAGUACAGGUACACCUGGACCCUCCAGUGGUCAGAUCUGUACAGUGGAUGGACCCUCACUACAGUGUAAACCUGAAUACACACAGAGAUCAUCACUCACAUCUGGUGUUGAGCUGAGAAGAAUGACUCCAUCAGACAGUGGAGUUUAUACUGUAAUGGACAGCAGGAAUAAAGAGGUCAUUCACACCUACACAGUGACCGUCCAAGAUGUACAGCAGAGCUCCAUAUGGAAGGAUGGAUAUCAGAAAGGAAACAGUGAUGGGUAUCAGAAGGGAAGUGAAGAUGGAUAUCGUAACGGAUUGGGAAUCGGAGCAGGCGUUUUUGGGAUCAUAGCUCUGGCUCUUGGUGUAAUUUUCGGAAUGUUUGCUGUGCCGCGGGUGCGUCUUCUGAGGUUGAGAAGAGAAGAUCCCUCAGAAAGAAUAGGAGACGAUCCCUCAGGUGGGCGACAAGCUGAAGAUGCUGAAAGUGGUCUUGCCCUGGCCAGUGCUUGCUAGACAGAAUUCUGAAGACUAAACAGCUUCUGUAAGUUCUCUUUUUUAAGAAAUUCAAUGUCGUCUUCUGGAAAAAACUUGAAGAAAAAGAAGCUUGAUGUGAUGAUCAGCCACAGGGACCAUGUCGAAUUUGUCCUGUUACAGUCUCAGUAACUCCUAAACCUCAUGAGAGAAGCAGUACUUCAGUCCUCUAAAACAGCUGUCUGAAGAACGUUUCUUCAGUAGGUUUUAGUUUGGGAUUAGACCAACGUGUUGUGGGAUUUCAUCAGUAGCGUGUUCAGUGUUAUUCAGGGAUUAAUGGUGAGAAUCAGGAGAGAGUGGCUCAGUCCUUCUAACACUGAAAUACUUCGUUCUAAUCCCACUUCAGAUUUCUGUCCGUGUUUAGCUUCAAAUAUGUAGAAGAUCUUUGAUCUGGCCUUGAACAGAUUGAGGAUUCAUGGUUUUAUUAUAACAUAACAUAAAAAUAAUUCCAUCUUCAAAAAACUUCUGAUGAGACGACUCUGCUCCACAUACAGUGAACGGAACAAGACAUUCUAAACAAUUCUUAUUUAUUUAAACACGUUACACUGGCUGUGGAAAACUGUUCAAUUAUUUUGCACCUCACAGGUUUAAUUUCACUGCUACUGAUCCUGAUUUUAAGCUUGGCUUUUCGUUGUGUAGUAAUUUUCUGUAGUGUGAGAUUUUGAGCUGCUGCUUCUUGGUCUUCAGCUGUAUGUUCUGAGCAGCUCUUUAACAAAGGCCUUUUUGCUGAACUGUAGCUGCUGUAAUGCCAAAGGUCCUUUCAGACCAGAGCGUGUUGAGCUUCCUCUGAAUGUAGCUCUGCUUUCAGAGCACAGACAAAGCCUUUAAACACAUGAACGCUGGUUAUUAACUAAACACUACUGGAAUCUACUGGACGCACUGUAAUUAAAGAUGCUACUGUAUAUAAUAUAAUGUGCAUGUAGGUGAAACGCCUCUAAAAACUCAAGGGACAAAAUCCAGAAAGAGGUGGUCUAAAAAUGGUGGUCUACCUCCAUUAAAACAAUAUUUGUGCCUUUUCCAUGUUCAAAUGUUUCCUUUCACCUCCUGAUCCUGUAAUAAACGAGCUAAAAGGAGAACCGGACUCUGAUGGUACUAAGACUCUGCUUUAAGUUCGGCUCUUUAGCCUCGUACACUAAACCUGUAGGAGGAAUCCUGGGUGUGAUCUUAGACUGAGCUCUGUUUAAUGGAAACACAGUCGCUAAAGUAGCUUUUUAUCAUGUGAGAAAAACUGUUAAAGUUCAGCUUUUCUAACUUUUUAGGAGAGACUUUAAAGUCCUGCUGCUGUUUUUAAAGAGCUACAUGACCAUAAAGCUCCUGAAUGUCUGUUUAUGAUCUUAGAUCUGCAGAAUAAUCAUAACAAUCUUGUUUCUUGUGUUACUGUUACACAUUAUCAUCUGUCUGUAAAACACUGUAGAGCUGCCAGUGCAUGAAAAAUACAGUAUGGAUAAAAUAUAUUGCAUCAUUAUUAUUAUUAUUUUUAUUAUUACUAUUAUUACAGUGGAAGGGAUUUGUGGGGUUUGUGCAUUUAAAUUUUUGUGUUUAGUGAUUGAAAAACACUUCUGUUGAAGUUUCUGGAACGUAUUCAGUGUGUCUGACCCUUACAGUGAUUAAUAUUAUAGAUAAGACAGGGUAAAAUGACAGGACUGUAAAUGAAUGUUGUAGCAUUAAGGAGCGAUAAUGGUUCGAUAAUUAUGUGUAAACAACAUUUACUCUGAGUCAUUUUAGAUUCUGUUCCAUUUAAUGCACGUCUGUAUCCACAUUUCCUGUAAUACACACAGUGCACUGUGUUUACACUUGUGCUUACUGUCCAUUUAACUACUGAUGAAAUAAACAAAUGGGUGCUAAAACUUCUGCACAAGAUUGUUUCAAUCUGUCCUACUUCAUUAGCAUUUCCCACUUUACUAAUCAGAAGCUAUAAGAAGCAAGAAACUCAGUUCAUUCAUAAAGCCCAGUGAUUUUCAGCCUUGAAGAGCUCCAGCUCUGUUAUUGAUGCUCGGCUGCAGCGGUUUCUAGAGUUCACGCUGCAAUAAAGAAAAAUCUCCAAUGAGCAUCAGUUC